UCGUAUAGUAUAUUGAAUAUAAAAUAUAAUACACUAGGGUUGAUAAGAAGUGGUCCAAAAAGCUUCAAAAAAAUUAAAAAAGAAUUGAAAAAAGGUUCGCCCACUUGCAUAACUCAAUUCAUUCGAUUUGUUUGUUGAGUUUAUCUUUUUCUAGACGAAAUUGGUACAUAAAACAGUGCUGCUCAAAAAAGUAAGAGUGUUUUCAAAACUAGAGGUGAGUGACAAACGGAACGUAACAUGAGCCGUCCUCGUAUUCCAUAUUCAAACCACUCCUUCAAUUUUACAGAGAUUUUUUGCAUUCGAAUUUGGAUUAAUACCAGCGCAUUCCAAUGACCGUAAUUUCCGCCUUCGUCAUCCUGACCAUGCCCCGUAACAAGCAGAACGUUCCACCCGAAGACGUCUUACAUCGCAACGUGUUCCCAUGGGUGGCCAUCGCCUCCACAGUGUUAAACGUGCUGCUGGCGAACACUCUGCUUUCGGAGGCAUGGUUCGGCGUCAUAAUGUGGCUGUGUGGCGGACUCGUACUGUUUUGCCGCUGCGAUUGCUGCAACUGCGAAGGUCUAUACCCAUCGUCGAAGGAGCGACUUAGAUUGCAGCCGAAGAAGGAGUGCGCCCAAUACAAUGAUCACAUCGACGCGGUGCUGAUAACGAGAUGACACAACUGCUGCUGCGACGUCAAUUGUUCCGCGGACACUCAUGACGUGUACGAAUCCUACUAUUUUUGCGAAGAAGACGAGUGAACCGGCCUCCUCGCCCACCGAGUGUGCCAUUUGUUCAUCUGUUAAUAAAAGUAUAUUUUCGUGAAUUAAAAUUUAAUGAAUUCUUGCAGGUACUAUAACAACAUAAUUUUGUACCACCGAUCUUUAAUAGAUAAGUACUAACAAUUAAAAAUCUACUCAAA
Molecule: messenger RNA, 901 nt
Organism: Photinus pyralis (common eastern firefly)
Lineage: Eukaryota; Metazoa; Arthropoda; Insecta; Coleoptera; Lampyridae
Exons: 2
Coding region: 330-656 (108 amino acids)
Source: RefSeq, a predicted model, not a curated record